Molecule: messenger RNA, 2097 nt
Organism: Diaporthe amygdali
Lineage: Eukaryota; Fungi; Ascomycota; Sordariomycetes; Diaporthales; Diaporthaceae
Exons: 9
Coding region: 1-2097 (698 amino acids)
Biological process (GO): DNA-templated transcription
Cellular component (GO): nucleus
Molecular function (GO): zinc ion binding; DNA binding; oxidoreductase activity
Source: RefSeq, a predicted model, not a curated record
AUGGCCAAAAUCAGGGGAAACUUUCAAGAUGGUUUCAUUCAAAUAAUCAAUGGCAAGAGUGCGCCGACCAAGACCACUCGCCACGGUGUCAACCCGGCUAACCUGGAACCCAAAGCAGAAGUACCGGUAGCAACCCCUUCGGACCUUGAUGAGGCCGUCGCCGCUGCAAAGGUAGCUUUCGACGCCUGGCAGGGCGUACAUUAUGAGCAGCGACGCCGUGCAGUGCUCGCCCUCACUCGGUCGGACAUCUGUAUUACUCACCUAUUGCUCUGGCUGCCUCAAGCCGAUUAUGAGACCGAUGCUGCCAUCGAAUGGAUCCGUGAUCUGGCUGAGACCCCCCUGUCCAAGGACGUCAUCGAGGAGGAUGAGAACGAGCAAAUAGCGCCGGCCUUGUUGACUGGCAAUGUUAUUGUCGUGAAACCAUUUGAUUUCACUCCCUACUGUGGCGGGUCUAAACAAAGCUUUGCCCCAGAAUCUUCUCUGUUCCAGGAUCCACCACUAAUUGAUGAUACCGUUCAUCCUCAUGGCCGAGGAAAACAGGCCGGUGAGCCUGAGUCCACCCACCGAGAGCGACAGCUUCGCCCUGAAGCUCACACGUAUCUAUCAAGCCUGUACUUCGUGCCGGCGCAAGAAAACAAAAUGCUCGGGACAGCGACCAAAGUGUACGAAGUGCCGUCGAGCCCGCUUACUCUGUCAAUACGCUCCAUACCCACCCGUCGCGGCUCCAGCCACGAGGCCAAAAAGCUGCGCACGAUGUCCUCCUCGCUCAUGAUGCCUCCUGAUGACAUUCUCCAAGCGACACUAGUUUUUGCCGUCCUAGCCUCUGCUGCUAAGUUUACAAAGCACGCCUACUUUACCUCCACAGCCCGUCUUGCGAGUCAGGCCUACGCCCAAGAGGCAUGGCAUACGAUUCUGGUCGAGGAUAUGGGGACUACGGGCGUGCCGAAGCUUCACAUUGUCCAGAGUCUUGGCAUCCUGCAAGUGGCCAUACUAGACUUUACAACUGGUGAGGUCAGCUCGGGCUGGCUGAAGAUCGGCAUUGCGGUUCGCAUCUGCCAGGAAUUACAGCUCAUAAAAGAACCCGAUAGGUCGCUUCCCUUGGCCGAGCAGGAGGAACGAAGACGAACGUUCUGGUCGAUCUAUCUGAUUGACAAACUUGUCUCGUGUGGUAAAGAUCGCCGUCCUGCUAUUCUGGAUAAGGACUGUCAUGUCAGUCUGCCCUCGGACUCCAAAGGUGAAGCCUGGACAAGCAACUAUAAACUUCGCGAUUUGAUGCGCUGGGGUACAGUGCUUCCUAAGCCGCGCAGCACCUUCACUUUGAUAAUCCUGGCCGCUUCUGCCUUGGGUCACUGCGCUAGGAGCGUUUUACACGAUCGAGUUGAAAAUAAGUCUUGCCUCUGGACUGCCGGACCCGACUUCGCCGCUAGUCACGAUCUGCUGCUACUAGUGGAGUCAUAUUUCAACAAUGAGGUGUACUCAGUAGAGCACGCGUUGAGCACUUUUCAGACAGCUGACAGGAGCAUCGAUCAUCAAAUCGUAGAAUCCGUUAUUAUGGCUCACACCAUUCUGCACCUUUGUCACUGCCUCUUAAAUCACCCGUUCUGCAUUCAGAUACGUCUACAAGCAUUAGGCAUACAGGCGCCCGACAUUUUCCUCCAUUCCGCCCUGCAGAAGUGUCGUGAACAUGCAUGUAUCCUGAUACGUACUAUUUUCGACGCCUCAAAUGCUGGAGCACACAUCAACGCGUCGUUCUUUGCUUACUCCGCAUGUUUUGCCGUUACCAUCGCCGAGUUCAUCCACGAGAUUGAGAUUGAGAAACAUAAAAAAGGAGAGUCUAGAUUGAGAUUGAUGAACGCAACCCAACAGAGCCUCGUGAUUCUGGAGCGCAUGGCACCUCAAUGGGACCAUGCUGGUAAAAUGGUCAGUGCACCCUUUGGCUUUGGCUCUGUUCUUGACCCGGUUCAACAGCUCAUGUGCAUCCCGCAGUGUCAGCGUCUCGAAAACUUCAAGGAUCAUAUCAAGGAACUGGCUCCACUGCUAGAUCUACAGUCGAGUCCUGGAUCGAACAAGGUUGGAAACAUGCUUUAUGGUCCAUGA